Molecule: messenger RNA, 2656 nt
Organism: Acyrthosiphon pisum (pea aphid)
Lineage: Eukaryota; Metazoa; Arthropoda; Insecta; Hemiptera; Aphididae
Gene: MESR6
Product: misexpression suppressor of ras 6
Exons: 1
Coding region: 148-1275 (375 amino acids)
Source: RefSeq, a predicted model, not a curated record
CGCGCCGUGCUCCGACGAUAAAGUGUUGUUGUUCUACACUGUCCGCUUGAUCACGAUCGCCACAGUAAGUAGAAUCGCGUUCGUACAACUUACGCUUAUCGAGUUUACCAUUUUAAACGUUCAUUGUAAAAAUUAUUAGAAACAAACAUGGUUUACAAAAUAAAGAAACACUCAACAAUGCCCGUUCACGUAGUCGAUGACCAUAACGACGCAUUGCGAUAUAUCUAUCGAGAAAUAGGUUCGAAACACUUGCCCUUGUAUGGCAAUGUUCUGUUGCAUUUCGAUUCGCAUCCUGACUUGUCCAUUCCGAAAGAUAUGCCGGCCGAUUACGUUUAUGAAAAAGAACAGUUGUUUGAUUCGUUAAGCAUCGAGAACUGGAUACUACCAGCUGCGUAUGCCGGCCAUUUUGAUAAAAUUAUAUGGGUAAAGCCUCCUUGGGCACGGCAAUUCAAUGAAGGUGAAAUUGUGUUCAGUAUUGGCAAGCACAAGACGUCUGGCGCCAUACGAUUGACUAAUUCUAGUGAUUUCUAUCUGAGUGAUGGUCUUUAUUGUUUGGAAAAUGAUCUCAUUAAUAUAAGAACAAUCAAGUUGUUUGUGUUCACCAUGUGUAGUUCAGUGUUUGACGAUGGCGAGGAAAAAUUUGAGCUAUUACGAAAUAAGUUUAUCGAGUACACUAGAGAUAAUCCUCAUUAUAUCUUAGAUUUUGAUUGUGACUUUUUCUCCACAAACAAUCCAUUUCUGACCAUGUACGACAAAGCAAAUCUGUAUACUAAUCUACAUAAAAUUUACUCAUAUAACUCUCCGACUAAUAAAGAGGACGUUAACAGUUUACUACAAUGUUCUCGCUCUAGAGAAAUAUUAUUGCAAGAAUUAGAAUCCGUGUUCAUGCAUCUUGAUGACGGGAAGUCAUUAGAUGAGUAUCCGACUGAAACUUUAACUGCCGUAAAUACUGAAGAUUUAUCGUUUAUUGUAAACGAGUUGUUGAAACAUUACGAUACAAUUGACUGGUUGAUAGUGCAUAAUGCUGGUUGCACAAUUGACAACAUUGAAUUACCUAACCAUCACACGGACAUAGCUGAUAUCGCGAAAUCUAUGGAUAUUGUAUUCAACUUUUUACCUAUUAUACACGAACCAGCUGCCAUUACAAUUGCCUUGUCCACGGGAGAUGAUUACUGUCCAUUGGAAAGUGCGCGCUUUAUUAAUGAAUCAUUGCUCGCAAAGUUAGAAUGCUUGUAUAAUAAACUGAAUGUUCAAAAAUGUACUGAAGGUUCCUAAAUUACUGAAACAUAAUUUAAAGUAUAAGUUUAUUUUAUUAUAAUUGCUAGUAAGUUUUUUUAUUCUGUAUAGUUCAACAUAGUAUUUUUUUACAACUAGUAUUAUUUUAAAUUUAAAGUUUCUUUGAGAGUCUUGAGUUGUAAGUACAUUAUCAUUAGUUUAUACAUUUUAUUAUUUUUAUUUUUAGUACCUAAAUUAGUAUGUCUAAACUUUAAAUGUUAACAAAACAAUAUUUAGUAUUUAAGUAUUUAAGUAUUAUAAUAUUAUAUUUAUAAACAUUUAUAUUUAAUGAGUAAUUCUCACUAAAUAUUGCUAUCAAUUAUUUUAAUAAUAUUAGGUAUGUCUUAUGUCCAUUUUAAAUAUUUAAUGUAACAGCCAAAAACAAUAAUCAUUCUCUUACUAAUGAUAGCACUGCUUAGUUCUUAAAGUGUUUUAGAUAAAUAAUAUUAAGUAGGUAUAUGAAAAAAGUUUUUGCAUGUCUAUCAAUUGUCAAUUUUUAAAUUAGAAAAACCAACCUAAUUAAAUCCAGGCCAUAAUUUAUUAAACAGAUAAAAAUAUGUAAUGAAAAUUUGAUUUCAUUAAUUGUAGGAUGUCUAUUUUUAAAACAAAUUAAAUAUUAACCUUUUCACAGAAGGCUGUAAAUUAUAUUAUUUUAUUUUUUACUUAUUUAUUUUCAAAUAUUAUAUAGUUGGCGUUAGUUUGUUAGUCAUUAGUAUUGAUGAUUCAAAUUGUUGAUUGAAUGACCUAAGUACAUUAUUUAAGUUAUUGUUAAACCAUACAUCACUUAUUCACUGUUCAGUUUAAUUUUCAUCUAACAGCGAUUGUUUGAUUAAAUAGGUACCUCUGUAAAAUUAUGGUGAAUAGUAGAUAUUAUUCUAUGUUAAAUACUAGGCGAAGUAUGUAUUAAAGUCAUAUGAAUCAAAUUAAAGUUUUUGGCUCAGAAUUAAAUUGUAUGUUUAUAGAUUACCUACUAUACAAUAUUCGUUUUUACAAAUAUAUUUUUUUAUGUGUGCACUUAAAUGUUAAGUCUAAUAUUAUUACUUUAUUACUCAAAAACAUUUGGAACUCUUGAAAAUAUAUUUUUAUUUUUUUUUUCGUUAAAAUUAAAUAUGUGAAAAAAUAUUAUCGUAGAAUUUAAUGAAUUUGUAUUUUAACUCAAAUUAAUAAUAUUGUAGGAUACCAAUACAAGUAUUUUUAAGAUCUUAAUCUUGAUAAUUUAUUCACGUUUUUUAUUUUUAAAACAUAAAUUAUAGUAUUUGUGUCAGAUUUACUGUUUUUGAAAUAAGAAAUAUUUAAAUGUUGUAAAUCUAUAAAUUCAAUUUUAUUCUAUUAAUACGAUAUUUUUUUUAUAAAAUUAAAUAUAUGCGAUUUUAUAAACAAA